This is a messenger RNA of Drosophila mauritiana, 8289 nucleotides long. RefSeq names its product zinc finger CCCH domain-containing protein 18 (gene px). The transcript has 15 exons. NCBI's taxonomy places the organism in Eukaryota, Metazoa, Arthropoda, Insecta, Diptera, Drosophilidae. The coding region runs from base 522 to 6260 and encodes 1912 amino acids. The record is from RefSeq and is a predicted model, not a curated record.
UGCCACUGCUGCAAUUAUAUAUCGCUGUUCCGUCGUCUCCGCCGAUCCAACUCCGCGCAAAAAACCGCACAUAUAUCGCUCAACGGCCCGCGAAUAAUCCUUAAAUAUUGCAAUUGCACGAUUGUUCACUGAAACAUAAAAUCGAAACCCUAUUUUUAUCAGCUCAACAUGGGUAAAGUGAACUUCAUAGGAAAACCAUGAAUAAUACCGUAAAUGCUAAAUUUAAAAUUUGAAAAUCCACUAGUGCUCUUAAUAGCUUCAAAAGCAAGUGAAGAAAUUUAGAAUAAAGAGUGUGAUAACCGAAAGAAACACCGAGAAACGGCGAGGAAAGUCUAGAAAAGUGCCUGAAACCAAAUGUGUUUGUCCCGAAGUUAAAUCCCUUCAAUCCGCCCAAAUCGGCUUUAAUUCCCGUAAAUCCCCUCUUCCGCCCAAUAAUUCCGCCACAAAAACAGGCACAUGAGUUGGAUUAAUCGGAGUCAACUGGAAUAGGCCGAAGCACCCGGAGCACAGCUGCUAGUACUAUGGAAAAGGCGAAGGCGUACAUCAAAAAUGAACUUCGCGGUGGCAGCCAGCAAUCCGAGCCAGCAACCACGCCAAACCCGACCUCUCCGGCCUCGGCGCCUGGAACACUCCAAGCGACCAGGCAGUCCUAUCCGCCCGUGGAGCUGAUGCCCUCACCCGGAGCGGCAGCCCAUCGGAACUCCCGGACUCCGGGCGAGCAGUACCACUUCGGCUAUCAGCCGCAUCCCGCUCAGCAUUACCAUCCGGGCGCCAAGUCGACGGGCAGAGCCUCGGCCCCACCCGACAACCAUCAUGUGUCCAUGACCAUAUGCUUUGUGUGCGGCGGACAUGGCAGCUUUGAGCCGCAGCCCCUGAGGAUUCGCCACAAUGCAGAGCGGCCUUCAGAGUCGUAUUUCCCCUUUCUGGAGCGCCACGAGCCUCCGAAUGGGGUGCCUGGUGUGGUGCCGGGCCAGGAGUACGUGUGGGCCUGCAUGCUCUGCUUUCGAUCCUUGAACGAGCAAUGGGAUGCCUACGAGCGACAGAAGAAGCCCCUGCUGCAGCGCAUCUACCACAUGAAGCGGGUGGACGGCAAGGGCUACAUAGGAGCCGAUGUGGCCACCCAAAGCGAGUACGCCGCCCAGGUGCUGGGCCUGAGUGCCGAGCAUCUUACCCAGAAUGGCCUGGUGGAGGGGCACGGCGAUCCCUACGCGCUGGCACGCCACUACUCGCCGCAGCAGCCGUCACACCACCACCACAGUACCUCUAGGAAUGCCUCACCCUCGCCAAAUCCCAGUGCGGCCGGUGGUGGUGGUGGGGAAUUCUAUCCCAGAAAUUCGACGCCGUCGAGCAACCACAACAGAUACCUGAGCAGGCCGCAAUCGCGGGACAUGCCCGUGGCCUCGCCCACAUCACGACCGCCCAGCGAACCACCGGCCAUGAAGUCCGCCGGCUAUGCGCAGCAGAAGUUCAAGCUGAGCCCGGCACCGCCGGCUGGCUAUCAAGGCCAGGCGCCGUAUCAUCCCGCCCAGUACCAGCAGUUGCAGCAGCAGACGGCUGCCUAUCACCUGCUGCAGCAGCAGGUGAACGCUGGCGGCGGAGCAGCGGAGUCUGCUCACUACAAGGGCAAUCCCUACGGUGCGUUGCCCUCGCCUGGCAGCGGUCCACUGGGCCCUCGUGCUCCGUCAACGCUCGAAGAUGACAAUGCCACCGUGCUGGAUCUGCGGAACUCCUCCAAUUCCAGUGCUCCGCCGGCACCGCGACAUGUUGGCAGCACUGCGUCCGUCUCCCAGCCAAGUCAGCCGCAGUCGGAGGUGGGUAUACUGGACUUGUCCAUGCCGGACAAGAACUCCAUCACCGAGGUGUGCUACGUGUGCGGCGAUGAGCAGCGCCGAGGCAGCCUCAUCGAGCUGAGCACCGUGAAGCCCAGGGAAACGGGUAGACCCGGACCAUCUGUGCCGUACUUCCCACUCUUCAACGAGCAGCAUCCGCGGCCAGCACGUUCGCGUCCCAAGGAUCCCCGCGGCAUGAUCCAGGCCUGUCUGCCCUGCUACGAGGACCUCAUGCAGCAGUGGAAUGUCCACCAGGCAUCUCAUAAACCGGAGUCGGAGCGAUCUUAUCUGCUGCGGAAACGCUCCACGCCCGUGGCCGAGAGAACCACUUUCGUUUGCUACACCUGUGGCACGGACACGCCCUCCUCGCAACUUCGCCUUGUCUACUGCUGCCCGAAUGCCGAAAGGGAGCCCUAUUAUCCAUUCAUCAAGACCAUGAAGGUCUACAAAAACGCUAGUCCAAUUAGCCCGCAAGGCAUGGUCCAGGUCUGCUCCACCUGCAAUGAGAAGCACUCCGGCUUGGCGGAGGGCGGUCCACCUCCAGCUUCAUCCAGCACCCACUCCGCAGUGGGUGGAGGUUCGCCCAGUGCUGGCCACUCGCUGGAAUCGAACUCGGCCAUGUACAGCACCAGUGGAGCGAUAACCGGAAAUAGUGGGGCACAAUUCGGGGGUCGUAACUCACCAUCCGAGAAAUCCCUGGCCAAUUCGGACUCCAUGAGUAAUGUGCGAUUUAGGCCCUACGAGACGAACUCGAACAAUUCCAACUCUAACACGGCACGCGACCUCAAACAAAUUCGUCGCAGCGAUUCGCGUCCCAAUUCGCCGAGUUCCAGCCAAGGAGCCAUCGAAAAUGGACACGGCCAGUAUCCUUGCUCCAUUUGCAAAGUGUUGUGCCCGUCAAACAAAAUGGAUUGGCUGUCCACUAGUGCCGAGCAUAUGAACUCCCACGCCAUGCACUUUCCCUGUCUCAAGGCCAACGCCGUAACCAACAACAACAAUAAUAACAAUACCAAUAACAACAAUAAUAACAACAACAACGAACUUAACAGCAAUCGCGUGCUGGCCUGUAAGGACUGCAAGGAUUACUUGGCCAGCCAGUGGGAGACCAUGGAUGCAGAACGGGUUCCCCUCGAGCACAGAAGAUACAACAUUCCCUCGCCCAUGCUGACCUCCAGUUCACCAAACGGAUCUCGUCACGGCGCCAUGAGUAUCAACACUCCGCCCUCCACACCAUCCAUAUCAUCCUCGACGCCUGCCAGCACAUCAAUCUACUGCUAUCUUUGCGGCCUGCACUCGGACCUAACGUUAGCCAGAGUGCUCUAUGCCAGUAAAGAGGGUUCGCGUCCUUAUUUCCCACUGUUGCUCAAACACAAUUCACUUCCCAAUGCGGAGCAGUUAAGAAACAAUUCGGCGUUGGUUUGCACCUUUUGUUACCAUUCCAUGUUGAAUCAGUGGCGAAAGUAUGAGGCGCAAAGUCCCAGCGUGAACCCAGCGGAUCGUAAAUACAAUUGGCACGAUUACAACUGUCACCUGUGCGGCAUUACCACUUAUCGGAAAAGAGUUCGGGCGUUACCCGUCAACGAGUUUCCCUUUGUGAAGCACCAGAAGAGCGAUGACGGCCUGCUGCUGGAAAACGGAGAAUACGCGGUCGUCUGUCUGGACUGCUACGAGAGCUUAAGACAACAAGCCUCACAGCACGAUCGCUUUGGAGUGCCCAUAUCCAGGCGGGCCUACAACUGGGUGCCCCAACCGCCUCCGCCGGAGGACAGUCCCGAGUCCGCAGUGGCCCGCUUGCCCUGCGGCGAGCGCUCCGAUCGCAUUCACAUCAACAAUGCCUUGCGGCCCGUGCCAGGAAAGAAGACCACAUCGCCCAAGCAGUACGACAAGUCAAAAGAAGUGCCGCCAAAGGCUGGACAGAAGCGGCCAGCCACCAGCCCAGCACCGCACAUUCCCGUGCCGCACCACCUGCAAACUCCGCCUGGCGGCGGCGCCGGCGGCUUGCCGGGAUCUUCCGUGGCCAACAGCCCGAUUCCAUCGUCCGCCGGCGGCAACGCCCUGUUGAACCACGCCCUGCCCAGCAAUCACAUUGGCACCCCGUCGCCACAGCAGCAGCAUCAGCACCAGCAACAUCAACAGCAACAGCAGCAACACCAAGCUCAACAACAGGCACAACAGCAGGCGGUGGCGGCUGCAGUGCAGCAGCAACUGGCAGCCGGAGUGGGCUUGCCUCCAGGAGCUAUUGGUGCCGCUUCGGCCAGUAGUCGAGGCUCCUUUGCCGCCGCCCUGCGAACGCUGGCCAAGCAAGCGGACAUCAAGGAGGAGGAUGUCGGUGGAGACAGAAGUGUGCCAACAUCGGGAGCCGGAGGACCACCGCCGUCUUCAAGUGGCCCAGGAUCGCUGAAUUCGGUGGCAGGCCGCGUGGGAUCUGAGCGACCUGGCGAGGAUAGAGUGUCCAGUAACAAGAAGCGAUCACCUCCGUCGCCACAGCCGCCGGAGAAGAUCGCCCGUCUGAGUCACACACCACAAACAGCAUCGCUGCAACCGGAACUCUUAGCCAGGAGUGGUUUCCAGCCGUACAGAUCGGACGAGCGAUUGAUGCAUCCGGCAGGUGCCUUUCCGCUGGAGGCGUACUCCCACUUCGCCGGAUUGCCAGGUAUUCCGCCAGCUUUUCUGAAUCCCGCUGGACUACCGUAUACGGAGCAGCUCUACUUGGAGCAUAGAUACCAACUGUUUCGGGCCGCCGGCGCACAUCCCUCUCAUCCGCAUGCGGCUGCCCUGUAUCCCCAAAUGGCCUCGCCGUACUCCCACCUCUACUCUAUGAUGCCGGGAGCAGCGUUGGGUAUCUCGCCAGCGAUGCACGACCGGAUAAAGCUGGAGGAGGAGCACCGGGCGCGAUUGGCGAGGGAGGAGGAACGCGAACGAGAGAUUCAACGCGAAAAAGAGCGUGAGUUGCGGGAGCAGCGCGAAAAGGAGCAGCGGGAAAAGGAGCAAAGGGAAAAGGAGCAGCGUGAGCGGGAGCAACGUGAAAAGGAACAGCGCGAGAAGGAGGCACGGGAACGAAAGCUGCGGGACGAGGAACGUGAGCGCGAACGGGAGCGACAGCAACUGUUGACUGCCUCGCACCAUUACUCGAACCAGUUGUACUCCCCACUAAACCGAAAUCUAUUGGGUUCCAUGAUUCCACAUCUGAAUAUGAGUUUACGAGGACCCCCAGGUGCACUUCAUGGCCUUCCUGGAAUGUCGCACUAUCAUGCAGCGGCGGCAAAUGCCCAGCGGCAGAGUCCCCACGGAGCCAUGGGUCUUAAUCUUGGCAUGGCUGGCCUCCCAGGCGUUCCCCCACUCGGUGGUCACGGGCCUAAUCUGCAGCACCACCUGCAGCAGGCGGCCAUGGGUUUGGCUCAUCCGGGAGCCGCUGGCCUUACGCAUCCUGGCUUCUCAGCCGCUGCCCUCGGACUCGGUGCGCAUCCGCACAGCCUGAACCUCAGCCAUCCGCAUAUGUCGCCCCACCAUCCCGCCUCCCUGGCUCACCAAUUGCCACCGCAUACCUCUUCAGCCGGCGGAGGGGGGCUAAGCAACUCCAUACCCGUCACAGCUAGCUCCAGUUUGUCUGCGUCCUCACCACACACCAGCCUAAACCUGACAUCAUCUGUAAAGCUAAGCGCGGAUCAGGUACCCACAUCGACGCCCAGCGGUGGUGUCGGCGGCAGUGGAAUGCCUCCCACUACCUCUAGUUCCCACAUUCCCAACAUGGGCCACUAUUACCACCACGGGCAUUUGGCGGCCAUGCAUGCGGCUGCAGCGGCGGCAAGCGGAAUGACUCCGACCGCUGCCCACCAACAGCAGCCCCUGUCGCUGCCCAGCUCACCCAAAAUCACGCCACCGAUCACUCCAUCUUCCUCGGCCAACGGAGGCAGAGCGGGCGGCAGUCCACAUGCCAUGAGGCAUCAUAUUGCGGCAGCGGUGGCUGCUGCAGCCCAACAAUCGGCGAUGAUCGACAAGGCAGCCACGCCCGUGACCCAUGAGCCCACCACCUUGGAUUUGACCGGGUCAAAUUCAAAUUCGAGCAACCAGGCGCCAUCUAACGCAAGCAGUGGCCAGCCUACAAACCACGAAGUGAAUGGAGCCGAAUCCAAUGGAGCAUCGCAGACAGAAAGCAAGGAGCACUUGGCAAUCAAAGAGGAUGGCCACAAAAGUUCUCCGCCGCCGGUGCCGCUUGAAAAGAAGCCAGCCACGCCGAAUGCAGCUGCAGACAAACCCAUCCAUCCGGACAGCUCCCCGGAAAACUCUUCCCGGCGCAGUGCCAGUCCCCAAUCGGACGCGAACAACUCGCUGCCUGCGGUCAGUGUUACCGCAGCAGCAUCAGAUGACAGCAAGCCACAGCUGGGCGCACUGGGUCGCAGCAACAGUGCGGAGGAGGCUACAGCCUUAUGACACCAACUCUUCAGUAAUUCCAAUAACUAACUAAUGAAAAGCUACAGCGACAUUGGGAUGUACUUGCUGUCGGAGCGAGCUCUUCACCAGCAGCGCAAGCGGAUGCUGGACGAGUUCCUGAAGCUAUAGAAUUUUCCUGAGUUAACCAGGAACGAUUGGCCAGAAAAAGGCAUGAGGCCACUAUAAAUAAUACAAUGUAAAUUCCACAACAGAUAUCAGAUAUUUGUUUUUUCUCGGUGUUACAAUCUAAUGUUUACCCAACCAGUUGAAUACAAUUCUACCACAAUUAGACAUUUUGAAUUGGUGUAAAAAUCGUAACUGCAUAAAAUGUAAAAUAAUGUGACAUAUUCCAAGCGAAGUAAUUACUCUCAAACGAAACGUUAGCUGUAAGAGAUUUAGGUACGUACUUGCAUGGAACUCUGGAUGUAGUUUUCGUGUGGCAAUGUUCACGGCCCGAAAAUAUUAAUGAUAGUUGUAAAGUUAGUCUAAAUUCUGAUAAGAAAUUUAUAUAUACACAACAGAAACAGAAAUUAUACAAACAUACUGGGUAGCUAUAUUUUAUUCUUAAAUUGCUAAUUGCUAAUAAUUGUGAUUUGGAGAGUACGAAUAAAACUGGAAAACGUAUGAACAAGUAACUCGAAUACAAAGUGGGGAAAACGGAACUGAAAUUUAGAUAACAAAUCAAAUCAAAAACCUAGGGAGAUAUUCUGGAAUGGAUUAGAAGUGAACAGCGAAAGGCCGAAAUUAUUUUUCGAAAUUAAAUACCUUUUGUAUGCAACCCUUUAGCACUUAAAACUCUUUAUUUUAUUGUUGUUAUUUUAAAUAUUUUGUACGCAGAACUUAGAGUGCCGAAAUCGGAAAACGCAUUCGCCACAAUCUUCAGAAACACAAUUCCAAACACAAGCUAGCAAAUGGAGACGUACUAUUGAACAAGAGUACUAUGUAUCCGCACUAUAAUUGAUGUUUAUAGUAAGUAGUUAAUACCCUAAAAACAAGCAAACUCUCAAAGAUAUAGACCUAGUUUUCAUUCCCGUUUCUCAACUUUGCCCCUCUAUUAUGCCUUCUUCUCCUUUUUUGUGUUUGAGAUUGCCUAACAUUUGACGGUACGCAAAGUAACGGUUUACAUAUAUUUUAAUGCAUAAAUCUCGAGCAAUCUGUGAUAUUAUAAAAACAAAAAAUGAAAAACCAAACCAAAACUCAAAAAUCAUUGCGUAUGAGCCACAUUCGAGGCCCUGUACUGUAAGAUUUAACUCGUUUUCGAAGCAGGACCCACCAGAAAGUUAGGAGUCCUUGCCGAAUAUGGACACCGAUACGCUUCGACACUUUUGAACAAUUUUCGCCAUAUGCAAGUCGACUUUUCCUUUUGACAAAACUAUGUGUAUGUACCAGUAAAACUGAAAAUGAAUAUAUUUUAAUAACUAAUCAUAAUAGAUUCUUGAAUGAAAAACAUAACUGAAAUCGAUUGGCGCGCAUCUAGUAACGUAACCACAAAUGCCAUGCGAUAGCAAAUUAACUACUGCAAAAUAGUUUCAAAUACAACCUUAACAAAAGAAAACAACUCGAUCGUAAAUUAAUUGUAUUGUAACUCCCCCUCAAUCUUCGUUGUGUGUGUAACAGAAUACAAAGUGUAAAACAUUAAACUGUAAGCUAAUCGAAACAAAAUCGAAACCAAAAACCAAAUACAACAGCUACCGAAACAAUAGCAAUAGACAUAAAGAGGAACGCUCCAGUCUGUCCGGAAACUGAUCUUACAGCCGAAUUCAGAAUUUAACACACCUCAAAGUCCUGAGCUACCUAUUCCCCAUCGGAUUAAGAUCAAGAACUCGACAGUCGGACGCUCCUUUCUCGGAUCUUCACACGACCACACCAUAUAGUUGGGUAUAUAUCAACACAAUCGCGCAGCAGAAUAGAUAUGUACGGAUGUUCAACCAUGUGGCAAACGAUAUGCGAAACAAACAUUUAAACAAUAUUGUGCAAUUUUACAUAAGGCAUUUAUGAUUUUAUGAAAUAAACUCUACUUAAGGAUGUA